This is a messenger RNA of Populus euphratica (Euphrates poplar), 720 nucleotides long. RefSeq names its product peptidyl-prolyl cis-trans isomerase-like. Gene Ontology annotation, molecular function: cyclosporin A binding; peptidyl-prolyl cis-trans isomerase activity. The transcript has a single exon. Gene Ontology annotation, biological process: protein peptidyl-prolyl isomerization; protein folding. The record is from RefSeq and is a predicted model, not a curated record. Bases 35 to 553 code for a protein of 172 amino acids. NCBI's taxonomy places the organism in Eukaryota, Viridiplantae, Streptophyta, Magnoliopsida, Malpighiales, Salicaceae. Gene Ontology annotation, cellular component: cytosol; plasma membrane; cytoplasm.
GGUCCCUUCCAUUGGCGCAGUCCACAAAUUUUCAAUGGCAAACCCUAAAGUCUACUUCGACAUGACAAUCGGCGGCGCCCCAGCCGGCCGGAUCGUGAUGGAGCUGUUCGCGGACACAACUCCACGAACCGCAGAGAACUUCAGGGCUCUUUGCACUGGAGAGAAAGGCAAAGGGCGAAGCGGCAAGCCUUUACACUACAAAGGCUCGACUUUUCAUCGAGUGAUCCCUGGAUUCAUGUGUCAAGGAGGGGAUUUUACUGCGGGGAAUGGAACCGGAGGAGAAUCAAUCUAUGGAGCGAAAUUCGCUGAUGAGAAUUUCAUAAAGAAACAUACUGGGCCUGGAAUUCUGUCUAUGGCUAAUGCUGGGCCUGGCACUAAUGGGUCUCAGUUUUUCAUAUGUACAGAUAAGACUGAAUGGCUUGAUGGGAAACAUGUGGUGUUCGGAAGAGUUGUGGAGGGUAUGAAUGUUGUCAAGGCUAUAGAGAAGGUUGGAUCUAGUAGUGGAAGGACUUCCAGGCCUGUUGUUGUUGCUGAUUGUGGUCAGCUUUCUUGAGGCACAGGAUUUGUGAUAUGCUGGUGUGUUUGUGUUUAUGUAUCUAUCUACAUAACGAGUCUUUAAUUGGACUCUGAUGGUGUUUCUUCAAGUGUUGCUGUCCUUUAAUGAUCCUAAUGAGAUUUUACAGAUACAAUAAUUGAAUGAAUAAUUUCACCUUAUUGUUU